Molecule: messenger RNA, 2860 nt
Organism: Sabethes cyaneus
Lineage: Eukaryota; Metazoa; Arthropoda; Insecta; Diptera; Culicidae
Gene: Vps16A
Product: vacuolar protein sorting-associated protein 16 homolog
Exons: 6
Coding region: 97-2670 (857 amino acids)
Biological process (GO): intracellular protein transport; vacuole fusion, non-autophagic; endosomal transport
Cellular component (GO): endosome; lysosomal membrane; cytoplasm
Molecular function (GO): actin binding
Source: RefSeq, a predicted model, not a curated record
UGGGGGCGAUAAGCUUGUUUCGAUUGCUAUUUUAGUUUGAAAUAGGGCGGAAAAUUGUAAUUUUCGUGUCUACAUUGGCCGCUUCCAGCCCCUGGAAUGUCUCUCCUGUGUAACACUGGCGAUUGGUUCACGCUGGGCCAUGGCAAUUCUUACAGAAAAAUCGAUCUGUACACAAUGGACUGGCCAGCUAGUAUUAAUCUCGAGCAGAUGACGGUGCACGCAGCUUCCUAUGGUGGACCCAUCGCUCUGGUUAAAGAUUUUAAGCAGUUCCUCAAGCUCUCCGGUACCGGAACUGCCAAACCGAUGAUUCGGAUUUUUAACUGCGCUGGAAAGCUGAUUUCUUCUAUUACGUGGGAUAAUGGCAAUCUGGUGUGUAUGGGUUGGUCAGAUGCGGAGGAAUUUCUCUGUGUCCAGGAUGAUGGCUUUGUAUGGAUCCACGACAUGUUCGGAAACUUUCAGCACAAGUUUAGUAUGGGCAAGGACGUGACGGAGGUGAUCGAAGCGAAAAUUUUUGCGUCGAGCUCCGGAACGGGUGUAGCGGUUAUCACAGCUAGCUACAAGAUUUACAUCGUAAACAGCAUCAAAGACCCGAAAUCGCGACCCUUGUCCGAGUUGUUGACUCUAUCCAAAGACUUGACCUGCUGGGAAUUGGUUUCGAAGGAACGCAACACCUGCUGCCUGCUGGCCCGAGAUACGGAAAUAAUUCACGUUCGGCAUGGGGAUAGUGCUCCGUUAACUCAUGUAAUUACCAUGAAAAGCGAAUUCAGUAGCAUUCUGGCUAUGUCAGUAUCCUUCAAUCAUCGUCACCUGGCGUUGUACACCAACACAGGAGUGCUCUGGCUGGGUUCGGCAGAUUUGAAAACAAAAUAUUGCGAGUAUGCCACGGGUCGCAGCGAACGGCCGCAGCAGAUUAUGUGGUGCUGUGACGAAGAACCACACCCCGAUCGUCAGGCGGUUGUUGUGAGCUAUCCUUCGAUGGUUUUGGUUGUUGGAAUGACCGGAGAUUCCAACAUUUACACGUAUGAUUCUCCUACGGUGUUGAUCCAGGAGAUGGACGCUGUACGGAUCCUAACCAAUGGAUACCACGAACUGAUUCAGCGGGUACCAAAGUGUACAAGCAACAUUUUCGGUAUUAACAUCAGCGAGCCCGCGAGCUUCCUGUUCGAGGCACAUAGGAAAUUUCAGGAACGUAGUCAUCAGUCCGACGAAUAUCUGUGUUUGAUACAAAACCGUUUGGCAUCGGCCGUUGGGGAGUGUGUGCAAGCCGCCGGACAGGAGUUCGACUCACACACUCAGAAAAGCCUAAUUCGGGCGGCAUAUUUUGGAAAAGGCUUUUUGUCUGGCUAUAAUCCCGAAAGCUAUAUAGAAAUGUGUCGUGUUCUGCGAGUACUCAACGCCUUACGUGACCGAAAUGUUGGAAUGCCGCUCACGUUAAGACAAUUCAAUUAUCUACAGCCGUUGGUUAUUCUGGAUCGGUUGAUUUUCCGCAAGCAUUACGCAUUAGCAAUACAGAUUGCGAAGCACCUUAAGCUACCUGAGUCGCGAAUUCUUGAACACUGGGCGUUUCACAAAAUUGUCCACGAUAAAAGUGAGUUGUUUAUGAUUGUUAUUCAACAAUUCUGUUAUCGAUCAAACGUUUUUCCAUCCACAGAUGAAGAGGAAGUGGCACGUAAAAUUUCGAACAAGUUUCUCUCGCAUCAAACCUUGGAGCGUGUCUCGUUCGCAAACGUCGCCAAAAAGGCUCAGCAGGUAGGUAAAACUAAGCUCGCCAUCACCCUGCUGGAGCAGGAACCACGCAAAAGUCUGCAAGUUCCACUGCUGCUCAAACUGGGUGCUAACGAGAAAGCCCUGAUGGCGGCAACACAAUCCGGCGACACGGACCUCAUCUACAUGGUGAUCCUGGAAAUGAAAAGUACGACCGCGUUGGCUAAGUUUCAGAUGAUUAUCCGUCGCUUUCCGCUGGCGCAGAACCUGUACAAGAAGUACUGCCAGGCGAAUAGUUUGUCCACCUUGAAGGAUAUCUACUCACAAGAGGACGAUUUUCAAUCGCAAGCCGAGCUGGGCCUUCGUGAAGCGCUAGAAAUUAGCAACGUUGAAGUCUCCAUUCCGGACAUUAGUGGCAAUUACAAGAAGGCUGGCAAGACACUGGAGACGGAGUCCUGCGAUGAGGCGAAAAAAUUGAUGAAACACCAGAAAACCCUAGAUGAGAAGUAUCAGAAACGUUUAUAUGGACUUCCGCUGCAUGCAACGAUUCGACAGCUGCUCCUUCUGGGCGAUCUGAAAUACGCAGAGCGGUUGAAGAGCGAAUUUCGCAUGCCGGACCGUCGCUUUUGGUGGCUGAGAAUUCAAGUUCUAUCCCAGCAGUUCCAGUGGGAUGAACUGGAGCGGUUUUCCAAAGCGAAAAAGAGCCCUAUCGGGUACGAGCCGUUCGUGGAGGUUUGCCUCCGGCAGCGAAAGGUAGAAGAAGCCAAGCGAUACUUGCCGCGCUGCAGUGAGGAGAACAAACUCAAGUGGUACAUACGGGCCGGUUGCUACGUCGAGGCUGCCACCAUUGCCUACGAGCAGAAGGAUAUCGAUAGUCUACUGAAAAUCUACGACUAUUGCUCCAACGAUCCGGUUUUGUCGGCGAAAGUGGAGAAUCUGAUCGGGCAGCUGUCGUCCAAGAAAUGAACGGUUUCUAGUGAGAAGCGGUGUUUUUUUGUUAGUCGCAUUUGAAUUAUUUAGCAGUUGUAUAAAGUUAACCUCUCAUUAUCAUAAUCCUACCUAAUAAUAUUAUAAAUAGACUAACGUGAAUAGAAACGUUCAUUCAUUUUGUAACCGUGGAUUAAGUGAUAAAUACUGAGUAAAAGCUCAUGUAAUU